CAGGAGGACAAUAGCCAAGCGAGUGUUAAAAAGGAGCACACCCUAUAAACGGGUCGGAUGGUUGGAGAGCUACGCCAUGCACAAGAGAAAGAAACGCUAGACAGAGAGCUAGCGAGCGAGAGAGAGAGAGAGAGAGAGGGAGAUAACUGAAGGAAUGAUCAAAACAAAUAACAAGAGAAGCAAGAAAUACACAUAAUACAACAUUUUACUGUGCGUAACCUUUGUCAACCUGAUAGAUCGCAAAGUCCACUUGACAUCCAUCGAAUAUGGUGCUCAAUUUGCUCUUCAUAACGACGGUGAUCAAGUCCACGUUUGGCGUGGUUACAACCGGAUUGUGGCUUAUACCGCUACUUCUGGCAGCGAUAACAUAUUAUCGAUAUGAUGCCGUUGAUCCAGAAUCUCGACCGUUGGAUCAAUUGAAUCUAUGGCCCGAAUAUGACUUUAUCGUCGUCGGCAGCGGUUCUGCGGGUGCUGUGGUGGCAAAUCGAUUGAGCGAAAUACGAAAAUGGAAGGUACUGCUCAUCGAGGCGGGUCCGGAUGAGAAUGAGAUAUCGGAUGUGCCAUCGCUGGCGGCGUAUUUGCAGCUAAGCAAACUGGAUUGGGCCUACAAGACGGAGCCGUCGAAUAAGGCCUGUCUAGGUAUGCAGAAUAAUCGCUGCAAUUGGCCGCGUGGUCGAGUACUGGGCGGGUCGUCGACCCUUAAUUAUAUGCUUUAUGUGCGCGGGAAUCGAAAUGACUACGACCACUGGGCAUCUUUGGGUAAUCCUGGCUGGGAUUACCAUCAGGUCUUGCGCUACUUUAAGAAAUCCGAGGACAAUCGGAAUCCCUAUCUAGCGAAAAGUGCUUAUCAUGGUCGUGGAGGUCUUUUAACCGUACAGGAAUCACCCUGGCAUACCCCAUUGGUGGCUGCCUUUGUGGAGGCGGGCACUCAACUGGGCUACGACAAUCGGGACAUCAAUGGAGCCCAACAGGCGGGAUUUAUGAUAGCCCAGGGCACCAUAAGACGCGGUUCGCGUUGCUCCACAGCCAAGGCUUUCCUGCGACCCAUUCGACAACGUCCCAACUUUCAUCUAUCUAUGAAUUCCCAUGUUACCCGCAUCAUCCUUGAGCCGGGCACAAUGCGAGCCCAGGCCGUCGAGUUUGUCAAAAACGGCAAAGUCUAUCGCAUAUCGGCACGGCGUGAGAUCAUACUAUCGGCGGGUGCGAUCAAUACGCCGCAAUUGAUGAUGCUAUCGGGUCUGGGGCCACGCAAACAUCUCGAGAAGCAUGGCAUUAAAGUUCUACAGGAUCUGCCCGUCGGUGAGAAUAUGCAGGAUCAUGUGGGCAUGGGAGGAUUAACAUUUCUGGUGGAUAAGCCCGUUGCCAUUGUGCAAGAUCGUUUCAAUCCGACGGCAGUCACCUUUCAGUAUGUACUGAGGGAACGGGGACCGAUGACAACCUUAGGUGGUGUCGAGGGAUUGGCAUUUGUGCAUACUCCCUAUUCAAAUCGCAGCAUCGACUGGCCGGAUAUACAGUUUCAUAUGGCGCCCGCAUCAAUCAAUUCGGAUAACGGAGCACGCGUUAAGAAGGUGAUGGGUCUUAAGGAGUCCGUCUAUCAGGAGGUCUUCCAUCCCAUUGCCAACAAGGAUAGUUGGACCAUAAUGCCGCUAUUGUUGCGACCACGUUCACGGGGCAGUGUACGUCUUCGUUCCGCCAAUCCCUUUCACUAUCCCCUCAUCAAUGCCAAUUACUUUGAUGAUCCGCUGGAUGCAAAGACCUUGGUGGAGGGUGCCAAGAUAGCGUUACGUGUUGCCGAGGCGGAAGUCUUUAAGCAAUUCGGUUCUCGAUUGUGGCGCAAGCCCUUGCCCAAUUGCAAACAUCAUAAAUUUCUUUCGGAUGCAUAUCUAGAGUGUCAGGUGCGCACAAUAUCGAUGACUAUAUAUCAUCCCUGUGGUACGGCCAAAAUGGGACCUUCCUGGGAUCCCGAAGCGGUCGUCGAUCCACGUUUACGUGUCUACGGAGUCCGCGGCCUGAGGGUAAUUGAUGCCAGCAUUAUGCCAACAAUAAGUAGCGGCAACACAAAUGCUCCAGUCAUAAUGAUUGCCGAAAAGGGUGCCGAUCUCAUUAAGGAGGAUUGGCUUAAAAAUCCCGAGUAUAAGGUCAAGCGUCGUGAUAUCUAUAGUGAUAGUGAAGCGUCUGCAAGUAGCAUAAAUAGCAACAGCAUUAGCAUAAGCAACAACAGCAGCAAUAUCGAUAGCGACAGCGACAUCAGCAACAUUACGUUGACAGCAACAGUCACAAAUAGUUAGCAAAAGUCCGAUGACAACGACAUUGGCCAGGGUUGCUCAGGGGUCAACUAGCUUUACCACAAAUUCCAAAACGGACAGACCUACAGACAGACAGACCUAUAGACAGUGUUUGCCAUUGUUUAAUCUUUAAAAACAUACAACAACAACAAAAAAAACAAAGUUUUGCACUGUUUGCUUCGUUACACACAACACAAAAACCAACAAUACAACAAUCACUUUCCCAGACUUACAACAAAUCUUAAGUUAUGUAAAAGCAAAGGCAUGAAAUCGAGUCAUAGUUAUGUAUAUCUUCUAUACUCUAGUUAA
Drosophila innubila is the source of this 2594-nucleotide messenger RNA. RefSeq names its product glucose dehydrogenase [FAD, quinone]. Gene Ontology annotation, molecular function: flavin adenine dinucleotide binding; oxidoreductase activity, acting on CH-OH group of donors. NCBI's taxonomy places the organism in Eukaryota, Metazoa, Arthropoda, Insecta, Diptera, Drosophilidae. The record is from RefSeq and is a predicted model, not a curated record. The coding region runs from base 267 to 2288 and encodes 673 amino acids. The transcript has a single exon.